AUGCCGUGGUUUUGGGGAGCCGACAGCAUUGAGGGUUGUGCGGGUGGUGUCAUGGAAACAGGAUCCUCAGCAUCUGGGGGACCCGCUCAGGUGCUUGGGCUACGACGGCUAUCCUUUGCCUAUCAGGGCCUUCUUGAGAUUCCUUAUGACAUCAUCCUGGAACAGCGGGACACACUGGAGGUCCUGGACCUGAGUUACAAUCUCCUAGACGACUGCUAACGGAGUCCGGCUCUUCUAGGAGAGUUGGAGAAGCUUACAACCCUUAUCCUGGACUGCAACAACUAUAGCGCUCAUGUGAAAUUUCCUUAUAUGCCCAGUUUAAGCACUUUGUGGAUGAACAAGAAUAAGAUCUGCAAUCUACCUAUUAUUGUAGAGGAAAUACGCUGCAAAUUCCCCAAUAUUAAGAUUCUCAGUAUGAUGAACAAUGAAGCCGCACCAAGUUAUUUCAAUGGGGGGAGUCUGACCCAGUAUAUUGAUUACAGGCAGUAUGUAAUAAGCCAGAUUCCUGGUUUGGAGGUGCUGGAUGACACGGAGGUUCAGGGGAAAGAGCGAGUGCUGGCCAGGAAGACCUACAGGAUGCAGAGGAUCCGUGAGGGAGCCAAGAGAAGGAAGGAGCUCCAUCGUUAA
Molecule: messenger RNA, 627 nt
Organism: Chanos chanos (milkfish)
Lineage: Eukaryota; Metazoa; Chordata; Actinopteri; Gonorynchiformes; Chanidae
Product: leucine-rich repeat-containing protein 72
Exons: 4
Source: RefSeq, a predicted model, not a curated record